CAUUCGUUAUCCAGCAGAGAAGUUGAAACUGCAGUAGCCGAAGCAAAAUCGAAGCAAACGCAUCAUGAGAGUUUACCACUUGCUGCUUAUUGGAUUCGUGUUGGCGGUGAUCGCCGGCGGUCGAGGUGCUUUGGCCCAUCCCAGGCAGGAGGUUACUACUUGCACCACCACCACGUGCACUACCACCACCUGCACCACCACCACUUGCACCACCACCACUUGCACUCCGACUCCUUGCACCACCACCACUUGUGCCCCUCCUCCACCGCCGCCUUGCACCACCACCACUUGUGCCCCGCCUCCACCGCCGCCUUGCACCACCACCACUUGUGCUCCUCCUCCGCCUCCGUGCACUACCACCACUUGUGCUCCUCCUCCGCCUCCGUGCACACCACCACCGUGCACACCACCACCGUGCACUAGGACUCCACCGCCGUGCACCAGGACACCCCCACCGUGCACCAGGACUCCACCACCGUGCACUAGGACUCCACCACCGUGCACCAGGACUCCACCACCGUGCACCAGGACUCCACCACCGUGCACCAGGACUCCUCCUCCGUGCACCAGGACACCACCUUGCACCCCACCUUGCACCCCACCCUGCACCACCACCUGCACCCCUCCCUCUAAUGUCGUGAACCCCGAUGAUCCAAUUAUUCCCGACUUGGAUGACGGAAUUGUGGCCAUCAACAAGAUCGCCGAGACGCUGAUCUCGCGCCACGACUGCCGUGGCCAGGAGGACGGAACCUUCUUUGCCGACGUGCGCCACUGUCGCCGCUACUACGUGUGCAGCCGGCAGCGAUCCAGGCGCCAGAGCUGCCCCAGCGGCUUCUGGUUCGAUCGCGAGGCGAAGGCCUGCCGACUGGCCAGCCUCGUCGACAAUUGUGACGCCAGGCGCAACUAAGGCGGCCAGUGUGCCCAUGCAACGCUAAUUGGUCUUACAGAAUUUUUUUUCCCACUUUUUCAAAGAAUAUGUCAAGAAGGCAAGUGUGAAUUAAUUGUUACCAUUCCAAGGCAAUAAAUAAAUGUUUCACUGAUUAUACAAGAAAA
Drosophila ficusphila is the source of this 1053-nucleotide messenger RNA. RefSeq names its product mucin-2. The transcript is spliced from 3 exons. NCBI's taxonomy places the organism in Eukaryota, Metazoa, Arthropoda, Insecta, Diptera, Drosophilidae. Gene Ontology annotation, cellular component: extracellular region. Bases 65 to 907 code for a protein of 280 amino acids. The record is from RefSeq and is a predicted model, not a curated record. Gene Ontology annotation, molecular function: chitin binding.